Molecule: messenger RNA, 1493 nt
Organism: Molossus molossus (Pallas's mastiff bat)
Lineage: Eukaryota; Metazoa; Chordata; Mammalia; Chiroptera; Molossidae
Gene: SAXO2
Product: stabilizer of axonemal microtubules 2
Exons: 4
Coding region: 51-1493 (480 amino acids)
Biological process (GO): microtubule anchoring
Cellular component (GO): ciliary basal body; cytoskeleton; axonemal microtubule
Molecular function (GO): microtubule binding
Source: RefSeq, a predicted model, not a curated record
CGGGAGCCGACGCGCCGACGCACCGCCCGGGGACCCUGCGCGCGGAGAGCAUGAGGACCCGGUGCCUGUGUCAGAUCUGCACGUGCGGGCGACAUCAUUGUCCACAUGGAGCCACAAAGAUUUACGAAAAUUCUGGCGUGUAUUGCCCAACCACUGAAUAUUUGGAAAAAUAUCCUACAUAUGGCAGUGUUCUCCCAGCUCAGAGUCUUAAACCCAAGCAGGAAUUUCGAGCAUACCGUGGGAAAAUGGAAGGAAUAACAACAUUUAAAUCAGACUAUCGUCCUUACGAAAUAGCCCAGCCGCCUCGCCGCGUGCCGGAAGAAUACAAACCAAAGCAGGGGGACCUUGACCUUCACACGACCUACAGGCGGGAUUUCAACUCCUACAACGUGCAGCCUGUGGCCAGAGUCCGGCCCCUGGAGAGACGGCGGGUCAGGAAAGGGAAGGUCGACACGGUCCCCACCUACCAAGAUGACUACAGAGCUUGGGACGUUCAGAAAAGUGAACUCUAUAAACCAGAACAGGCUUACUGUCCCCCUACCGUGAAAUUUGGAAAUUCGACUACGUUUCAGGAAGACUACGUUCCCCGGGAGACGCAGCCCAGGCACAGCUUCAAGCCCAGUGCCGGGGCCCAACGCCCCACCGUCCCUUUCAACGGUGACACGAGCCACCGCCUGGAUUACGUGCCGCAUCGGCUGGAACCCAAGUCCGCUCGGCCAAAAGAAGUGUACAGGCCAACCUCCCAGCCCUUCGAGGGUCUCACCACUCACCGAUGUGCCUUCCAGGGGCUCGCUGGCGAAACUGCCAGGACCUGCCGACCCGCCCAGGCCAGAACCACCUCGGACGCUCAGUUUGAAGGAAGCACUGAAUUCCGCGACAGUUUUCAACCCUGGGAAAUCCCACCCCCCGAAGUCAGGAGAGCACAGGAGUACGUCCCCCCUGCGGGGACCAUGCAGCUACACAGCACCAGCCACCUGGACUACGUGUCCUACCCGGCCACCCGCGCCGCCCCCAUCAGGCCCGUGCCUCAGAGGAGAAGUAACAGGUUCCCUUUCCAAGGGAAAAGCACCACGCAGGAGGAUUUCCCGGCAUGGGAGAGCUGCCGCCCAGGGCUCAUCAAACCGCAGCCGCAGAUCCACAGCCCCGCCGGGAAGUUCGACGGUCUGAGCACCUUCAGAUCUCACUACGUGCCGCACCAGCCGGUGCCCGCGGAGAGCUGCAAGCCUGCCCGUGCUCCCCUGCACAGCCCCAGCCCGUUCGAUGACGUGACCGUGUACUCCACCGCGUACACCCCGAAGAAGCUGGGAGUCUGCCCUGCCAGCUUCCCUUCGCCCCCAGGCUACGUCUUCGAAAACACAAACCCCCAAGGUCACAAAUUCUUCCGCAGGAUCACACCCCGCGUGGAGGCCGCGGAGCCCGCGGGUCCUGCGGAAAAGGAGGCUCACCCAGACGGUGUUGGCUCUCCGAGGGCAGAACCGAUUGCUUCCAGUUAG